GAUGGAGUAGAAGUCGCGACUGAUUCACUGGUGAAGGUUGUGCAGAUGAUUGGCGAUGAUGGUGAACGACUGAGAUCGAGUGAUAUCUGGACCAUCGCCCGGCAUCCAUGGCCCAGGUGGCUGCCACUUCACUCAGUGACAUGUAGACUGGAUCCCAUGACCUAGUGACGCGAGAUCAGCCGCAAAAAUAGGCAACUGGUGCGGAAACGAGACAGGUCCGCGGGACGUCCGCGCCUGCCUGCGGCUAGGAGCUUUCUUCCAAGAGUGUACUAAUGUCAUGGGUUGUUUUGGUAGCGCUGGGGCGAAAGGUGACGCCGAGGAAAACAAAAAGCGGAAAGAAGCAAACAAGAAGAUAAACAAGCAAAUCCAGCAAGACAAACAGGUGUACCGAGCGACGCACAGAUUGUUAUUACUAGGAGCCGGCGAAUCAGGGAAAAGCACCAUUGUGAAGCAAAUGAGAAUUCUACAUGUCGAUGGAUUCAGUGAAGAGGAAAAAAGAGAAAAGAUACAUGCCAUCAGAUGCAACAUCCGCGAUGCCAUCUUGACCAUCACCGGCAAUAUGUCCACCUUGACCCCCCCAAUAGCGCUAGAGAACCCCGCCCACCAGUUCCGCGUCGACUACAUCCAGGACGUGGCCUCGCAGAAGGACUUCGACUACCCGGAGGAAUUCUACGAGCACACUGAGAUGCUGUGGAAGGACAAGGGAGUACAGGCCUGUUAUGAGCGAGCCAACGAGUACCAGCUCAUAGACUGUGCCAAGUAUUUCCUUGACCGGGUCCACAUCGUGCGACAAACAGAUUACACUCCCACAGAGCAAGAUAUUCUACGCUGUCGAGUCCUCACACUAGGAAUAUUUGAGACCAGAUUUCAAGUAGACAAAGUUAAUUUCCAUAUGUUUGAUGUGGGUGGACAGCGAGACGAGAGGAGGAAAUGGAUCCAAUGCUUCAAUGACGUCACAGCCAUUAUUUUUGUCACCGCCUGCUCUUCGUACAACAUGGUCCUACGAGAAGACCCCAGUCAAAACAGGCUACGGGAAUCUUUAGAUCUCUUCAAAAGUAUAUGGAAUAACAGGUGGCUACGCACAAUAAGUGUCAUCCUGUUUCUAAACAAGCAAGACCUGCUGGCAGAAAAAAUCCGGGCAGGUAAGAGUAAGCUGGAAGAUUAUUUCCCCGAUUUUGUUCGGUACCAGACCCCACUAGAUGCCACUGUUGAGCCUGGGGAAGAUCCGGAAGUGGUGCGCGCAAAGUACUUCAUCAGGGACGAAUUUCUAAGGAUAAGCACAGCCAGUGGUGACGGAAAGCACUACUGCUACCCUCACUUUACAUGCGCCGUGGACACUGAAAACAUCCGCCGAGUGUUCAACGACUGCAGGGACAUAAUACAAAGGAUGCAUCUCAGACAAUAUGAACUUUUGUGAUGGCCAGUAGGUGUGGGUACUGUGGGCGGCAACAGUAUCGCUCCAAAGGAGCGACCGAGGCAGGCAGGUUGGGCUGAGUGGGGUGGAGGAUCUGUGAGUACAGAGUAACCUUCCCGCCUAGUCUCCUCAGAGGAGGGUCCUCAGUUCCUCGGGUUCCACCAGGCCACAACAGCCUCAUCUGCGCCUCAUUCGUGGCACAACAUCAACUUUCCCUAACACCGUUCCCCAAACCCCCUUCCCAUAGUCCUCUUUUUAUUUUGAAAUGAAAUUUUAUUAUUUUUAAGAUAUAAUGCUAUUCUGUAAUUGCACGCACAGAUUAAUGGUAUUCCCUCUUCUGGAAGAUAAUUUUAUUAUUUCCAAACUCUUUAACUAAGACUUCUCUUGCCUUUUUACUUAUAUUGUUAAUGAAUUCUGGUGAUACAAAAUGUAAGCUCAAAAUCCUUGCACUUUCUUAACCAGGGAGUACUGACUGCUUCACAGUACUCCAUGGUGACACAUCUCAUGCUGCUAACACUUACUCUUUACUCAUUUUAUUGUUACUUUUAUGAAAAUUUUAAUGAUGUGUUUCUGGUUAUUUAGUAUCUUCUUUCAAAGUAUUAAUGGGAUACCUUGUAUGAGGACAAAGACAAAAUUGUUCCAAAUGUAGACUACUUAGAGUGUGAUGUAUCCUUGUCAAGCAACCAACCCAUCCCCAAUUGGGUGAACUUGUUUCUCUCCACCACCACGCCACACUUGGCCUCCUUGGUCUGGCCCCAUCGACCAAAAACUUAAACAGUGGGCAUCCCUUCCCCAGGUCCACUUGACUCCCCCAUGUGUACCCUACUUCCCGAUCCCCAAGUUAGCAACUGCCCAAAUCUUCAAAGUUAGGAGUAUUGUCAGUUGAUUGUGUGCAAAAUUAAAAGUCUCUUUAAUUUAGAAGUAUUGUUUCACAAAAAUGUUGUCUCAUGCUUUUGGUGUCCAUAUUUUUGUUAAUUUUAUAAAUAUAUAUAAUAUAAUAUAAUAAUAUAAUAUAUAUAUAUAUUAUGUUGGUGGUAUGUGAGCCUAUAUUUAUGUCGGAGGGCACAGAAUGAGCUCAACCCUUCACCCUAUCAGUUUGUUGUAGACAUGGCAAUUUGAUAAGUUUUUAUCUAUUUAUUUUACCUAUCAACACCAGAGAUCUGCUUUCAUGAAUCUUGCUUUGUGGAGGAAAUCUCAAUUAGAUGGAAUUUAUUUUGUACUUUUUUAAUUUAUUAAGUAAUAAGUGCAACUAAGUAGACUGGUGACAAUUAUUUGUGUAGUCGUGAUUGUGUUAAAACCCACCAAAUUGUGCUAUAAUAACUGAGUUAAUGAUCAGUUCUGCAACCAAAUAAGUUUUCCCCAAGCUUUACCAAUUUCACUACUGAGUAGUUUUUUAACUUUUGUUUUAACUGCUGGCACCUCUCACUUCUGACCCUUUCACUUCCCAAGGGAAACUUGUAUUAUUGCCCCUUUUUCUUUAGUUUGUGUCAGAAAGUGACAUAAUUCUUUCUUGAAAAGGCUUGAAAGAGAUGCAAUGCCACAUUAAUUUUGGUCUGUGUUAUGUUGGCUGGCAAGAAGGUGAGAGGUGCUGGCACACUGGAGGGUGUGAAAAACGCCCUCCACAUGUGGGCAAUAGUUUGAGAUCCUACAGUGGUGUGUUACCAUGUAAGCUUUCUCAGGGCUGCUUUGGAAACUGCUGCUGUAGCCAGCCUCACACUAUUAUCCACAAUUUGCACGCUGCAUUAGCCAGCUGUGCAUUGUUAGACAGCAUUAAACUUUGCUGUCUUUGCUAUGCUGAAUGUAGGAGUUUUUGACAGAAUAUGGAAUAAUGUACAUCUCUGAAUGCUGAUAAAUGAUUUUUUUUUAUGUGUAACUUGAGGAUGUAUGAACAACUUUGUGGGAAAAAGAAGUUUACUUGAAAAGUGCCAAUAUUGUACCCUAGGCUGCGAGCAUAGGUGUAGCGGUGAGUUUAACACACCAAUUGUGUGAGUUUGGCGAGGGAGUUGGACGGCACCGGGUGGUGGUGUUGUCGCAGGGUUGGUGCCGUGAGUCACUGUGGUCAGUCUAGUUGAUGGCUGGGGGGAGGGUGCCGCCCCCUGCUCCCUGGAGUCCAUGGCCCCUCCUCUACUACCAGCCAUCCCACAACAUGAUAGCCGUGGUAAUGCUGGUCUGUGGUUGUGAGGCCUUACUGGUUACCCAGAACCACACCAGCACCAUUUACCACGCACCUUAGUUAGGUGGCUACCGCUGUGGUCCCUCUACUUUGCCUGUACAAAUCCCUUGUUUAGUCUGCCCCCAGGGCAUAACACCAGCUUGUGUUUUAUGUUAGAGGCUUGUGUAGUGCCUUAGAACACCAGAUUGGUUUAGCUGCGCUUCAGAUCCAAUAGUCUCCAGGGAGCAUUUCCCUGAUCCCAUUCUUCCCUUACCUUGUUCCUCCUUCCCUUUCUCAACUUACCAUCUUCCUCUCCUUUAAUUUAAAACCUGAAAACCCUAAUCCAACACCCUCUUCCUGAGUGGCAGGUAGUAUAUAGGCCUUCAUGGCCAUAGCUCUUGCUACAACACCUGUAGAGACCAAGCCCAAAACUGGUAGCCAACUCAGAUGGAAGGAAAAUUCUUUAUAUAGGAUUUGUCUUUCGAUCUGAUCCCUUCUAUCGUCACAAUCCUCCCCGUGUAGUUAUAACCUAUAAAAAAAGUGUUACAGAAAAUUAGACUACCUGAUUUUAUGUACUUGAAUGUGUUCGGUUAAUGUAUACCAGCUCAGUGUAUGCUUUGUAUUAUGGCUAAAGUGUAGGCAUACCUUAACAGUGAAGCAACAAGAUCAGCUGCAGGAGUGGUGUGGGUGCGGGGUCAGUCGUCCUGCCCUCACUUACAUGCUGACCAAUGGCCUCAUCCCUAUGACAGGCCAGUUUGGGCGAGUGAUCCCUCGAGGGUUUAAAGCCCAGAUGGAGUUGCAAGGGCCUGGCCACACCCCGGGGGCUGCCCGUGGGCGGCCAACUUGUCUCGUCUCCCAGCGUUGGUGGCCCACUCACCCCCAGCUGCCCCCAAGAGGUCAGCCUGCCCCUGCACCCCCAUUUGUGCCCCUCCUAUCACACCUGCGCCACCAGAACAAGUGGAAGCGGUUACUCGGAUCCUGGGUUAACAUUACUAUCCUAGCACGUCAAAUAUAUAUUUCAGAAGUAUAUUUCAGAUGAAUUUAUUCAAAUGCUGCGUAAUGGUCACUGUAAAUUGUGUAAUUGUGAAUAAAUUUACAAUGUCUUAUUUACAAGAAG
Molecule: messenger RNA, 4683 nt
Organism: Homarus americanus (American lobster)
Lineage: Eukaryota; Metazoa; Arthropoda; Malacostraca; Decapoda; Nephropidae
Gene: Galphas
Product: guanine nucleotide-binding protein G(s) subunit alpha
Exons: 8
Coding region: 278-1417 (379 amino acids)
Biological process (GO): sensory perception of chemical stimulus; adenylate cyclase-activating dopamine receptor signaling pathway
Cellular component (GO): heterotrimeric G-protein complex
Molecular function (GO): G protein-coupled receptor binding; G-protein beta/gamma-subunit complex binding; GTP binding
Source: RefSeq, a predicted model, not a curated record